AGGCUUCUUGUUAAAAAGAGUAUAUCUAUUCGGCCAACCGGUCAUAUUUUGAUCUUUAUAUAUAGUUUAGAAGUUGUCUGUUAGAAACACCAAAUAAUCACUUGUAGCAACCGAACAGAAUGGGUUCCAACUCCAUAAUCCUUCCAAAAAUUGAUUUUUCUGAUUCUGAAUUGAAGCCAGGCACAGAAAAGUGGGCUUCUAUUCGAUCCAAAGUCUUGGGAGCACUUGAAGAAUUUGGUUGCUUUGAAGCCGCAUUUGACAAAAUUCCAAUUGAAACUCGAAGAUCACUUUUUGAUGCUUUAGAAGAGCUCUUUGAUCUGCCUUUGCAAAUCAAAGUUAGGAAUUCAUCUAAGAAGCCAUUCCAUGGAUAUGUGGGACAAUAUCCCCAGGUGCCACUCUAUGAAAGCAUGGGAAUUGAUGAUGCUAAUUUGCCUGAAAAAGUUCAAAGCUUCACUGAUCUCUUGUGGCCUGAAGGGAACUCAAACUUCAGCAAUACUUUGAAUUCUUAUUCAGUGCAACUAUCUGAGCUAGACUUGAUGGUAAGAAGGAUGAUAUUGGAGAGCUUAGGCUUAGAAAAGUACAUGGAAGAACACAUGGAAUCAACAAACUACCUUCUUAGAGUCAUGAAAUAUAAAGGGCCUCAAACAAGUGAAUCAAAGCUUGGACUCAAUGCCCAUACUGACAAGAACAUACUCACCAUACUCCACCAGAAUCAAAUUCAAGGUUUGGAAGUUCUCACAAAAGAAGGUACGUGGAUUGAAGUCAAACCUUCUCCAGAUUCGUUCAUUGUCAUGAUUGGGGACUCUUUUCUUGUAAGUGCUUCAUCUCUCCUUUUUUUUUUUUCUUCUUUUAAUGUGUUCCCUAUUUGGUAGAUCUUGUGUUACGACAAAUUUUGGUUAAGUGGGACAUUUUGAAUGGUUGAAUAUAAAGAUACCUUUUAUAUGAUAUGAUAUAGUAGAAUUUAAAAGAAAGAUUAAGUGCAGCUAUAUAUCCAUCUAGUUAAUUAGUACUCAAUCUGCCCAGAAUUAUUAAUAAUCACGACGUACAAUCAUUUCAUGACAAUGAGAAUAAUAUUAUUAUCUUCAAUCAUAUUUUUUUUGAAAUAAAUCAGCACGACGAAGUCAAGCAAAUCCUCACGAUGUUAAGAAAGAAAAAUGAUAAGGAUUUAGUAAUUUUAUCGAGUUAAAUAUAACAAUAAUGAUGUAUGUGUUACAUCAAAGUAUAAAAAUUCAGGAUACCUUUUUCAAUAUUAAUCAUCCAUAAUUAAUGAUAGUCAAUCCAAUUCGAUCUCAAGCUAGUCACCUAUAAGAAGAAGUCACUCUAAGGUAAUUUCAUGUUUUUCUUUUGCAAAUGCUAGAUAUGGAUUGGCAAUCAUAUUAUAUAUCUAAUUUUGUUUUAACAGGCAUGGACAAAUGGUAGACUCCACUCUCCUUACCACAGAGUGAUGAUGACUGGAAAUGAAGCUAGGUAUUCAGCUGGGCUCUUUUCAAUUCCAAAGGCGGGUUAUAUCAUAAAGGCUCCGGAUGAGUUGGUAGAUGAAGAACACCCAUUGUUAUUCAAGCCAUUUGAUCAUGUUGAAUUCCUUGCUUUCUAUUACACAGAAGAGGGCCAGAAAUCUCAAUCUGCUUUAAAAGCUUACUGUGGUGCAUAAGAAUUUUUAGCAAGAAGAUGCAUCAUAUAUUAUGGAAUAAUAUGGCAUUUGUAACGAAUUUGAUUACCCUUCCGAAGGAAAGACAUCGCAAGUUUGUACUUAGUUGUGUGUGUGGCAAUAAGAGAUAUUUCUUUUCGUCCUUAUUAUAAGUUAUUUUGAUUUGUCUUAAAUUUUAUAUAGUAUUUUUUUUAUUAAAAAAAAAUCUUAAAAAUACAUUUU
Oldenlandia corymbosa var. corymbosa is the source of this 1870-nucleotide messenger RNA. NCBI's taxonomy places the organism in Eukaryota, Viridiplantae, Streptophyta, Magnoliopsida, Gentianales, Rubiaceae. The record is from the annotation of a GenBank genome assembly.